CUGGGGGUGUUAAUGGUCUUCACACUUCUACCAUCUGUGGUUUCUGGUUGAAGACAGAUGUGUAUUUAACAGAGUGGAUCAAAAAUAUCUGCAGCAAACCAAAAAAAAAAAUCAACAAAGAGUUUUCAGUCUUGUUGUGUUCAGACUUUUCAAAUAAGAUGCUCCGGUGUAUUCUUCUGGCCACCCUGCUGAUAUCCUCAGUUUGUGCUUUUGACAUGGAAAUGCACAGAGGAAACUUUACUGAAGAUGAACUUGAACAAAUCUCGGGUGAGAUGGCACCAGCCCAACAACUCCCUGGAUUGUGCUGGGCUUGCAAGUGGGCCAUGGGGAAGGUGAAAGGCCUAAUCUCCAGAACAGCAACUCCGAGUGACAUUAAACGGGCGCUGUCACAUGUCUGUGAUGAGAUUGGAUUCCUAAAAUUCAUGUGUAGGAUAUUUGUGAAUAAGUAUCUCGGUGUUCUGAUUGAAGAACUUUCAACUACUGAUGACGCAAGAACCAUCUGUGUUCAUGUUGGUGUUUGCUAAUAAAGAGCAUAGAGUAAAUGGCCUUUCUCCUAUGUAUCGAAGAAAUGCAAAAUGUCUUUUUUUUCUUUGUUUUUUGAGUGCUAUCUUUAGCUGGAAACGUUGCUGAAAUUCUUCACUAUAGAGCUAAUGGUGUGAUUAUUGUGGUUUUGUAUAUCACACUGUCUGUUGCUACAAAUGAAAGCGGAAAUGACAUGAAGUUUUUUGCAUAUUUGUCACAUACACUCAGCUUUCACUGUAUUUUUUCCUGCAAUAAACUGCUAAAUAAAUGUGUGAACAAAC
This is a messenger RNA of Ctenopharyngodon idella (grass carp), 803 nucleotides long. Its product is annotated as antimicrobial peptide NK-lysin. The transcript is spliced from 4 exons. Lineage: Eukaryota; Metazoa; Chordata; Actinopteri; Cypriniformes; Xenocyprididae. Gene Ontology annotation, biological process: defense response to bacterium; lipid metabolic process. The coding region runs from base 159 to 524 and encodes 121 amino acids. The record is from RefSeq and is a predicted model, not a curated record.